GGUUUUAAAGUCUUUUCCUUAUCUUUUCCCCGGGAGGCCUCUUUUUGUAGCAGCAGUGUGCCUAUGCAGACAGACCGAGCCGUGACCAGACACAGAGAAUCUUCGCUAUGGGCCACAUGCAGCUCCAGACGAAAGCCAAGGGCUGGCUCCGGAUCCGCAACCUCCUGGUCCGACAAUGCCUGGCAGAGUUUCUGGGUGUGUUUGUGCUCAUGGUCUUCACCCAGAGCGCUGUGGCCCAGGCUGUCACCAGUGGAGAGAGGAAAGGCAACUCCCUCACCAUGUUUCUGGCUGGCUCCUUUGCCGUUGUGAUAGCCGUCUACGUGAGUGGUAAUGUCUCAGGGGCUCACCUGAAUCCAGCCUUUUCCCUGGCCAUGUGCCUCCUGGGACGCUUCCCUUGGGUCAAGCUUCCCAUUUACUCCUUGGUGCACCUAGUGUCUGCUUUCUGUGCCUCCGGAGCCACCUAUGCUCUCUACUAUGAUGCCCUGCAGAACUAUACAGGAGGGAACCUGACAGUGACUGGCCCUAAGGAGACAGCUUCCAUCUUUGCCACCUACCCUGCUUCCUAUCUGUCCCUGAAUAAUGGCUUCCUGGAUCAGGUCCUGGGCACCGGGAUCCUGCUUGUGGGGGUCUUGGCCAUCUUGGACACACGGAAUAAGGGAGUACCAGCAGGUCUGGAGCCUGUAGUGGUGGGGCUGCUGAUCCUGACCGUCGGGCUGUCCAUGGGUGUCAACUGUGGAUGCCCACUCAACCCUGCCAGGGACUUGGGCCCACGACUUUUCACCUACGUGGCUGGCUGGGGCCCUGAAGUCUUCAGUGCUGGUAAUGGCUGGUGGUGGGUGCCUGUGGUGGCCCCUAUGGUGGGGGCCACCCUUGGCACAGCCACAUACCAGCUGCUGGUGGCUCUGCACCACCCUGAGGAUUCAGAGCCAGCUCAGGAUCUAGAGUUGGUUCAAGAGAAAGCCUCAAAUUUGGGAAACAACGGCCUCUGAUUGGAUGCCACAGUGUAAGCUAUGAUUCUGACACAACAGUCCUACCUCCCUCAUGGACACUGAAGAGGGCCAGAGACCUAGACCUGGCGACAGCAGGCCCUGGGAAGCUUCUCUGUUUACUCACCUAGGCUUCCUCCUAAACUGGGGAGGAUGCCUGGACUGGGAGACGGAGUAGAUAAGGUCCAGUCUUCAUCCUUUUCCUCCCCCAAGCCUGUUUUGGUAUCCUGCGGGCUUCCGAGAACGCAGUUCCUUAAAGUGGCCGCCAGAGGGUGCGCACCCUAGGAGCCGGAUCGGGAAAGCUGCGGGAAUCUGCAGGGUGGUGGGGGCCGGCUGUCCGGUGGAGGGGCAUAACCCUGGGGACUUCUUCCCAAGCUUAGUCCCCACUGCCUGACUCCCAGUUCUCAUAACCGCAGUGCCUCUGCCCCUAGGUUCAGCCAGCCCCCAGAUAACAGGUACAGGUGGGGACACUUUCCACCAAGGGGGCGUGGUGAGGUCCGGGCAGGGGGAGGGUGGCGAAGAAGACCCGAUGGGCGGCGGAACACAGCCAUUCAAGCGCCUAGAGACUUGUAGAGCAAAGCGGGGAAACUGAGGCACACGCAAUACGUAGACAUUCUGGGCAAGGUGCAGUACAACGAGACGAGCUGGGGGAGGAAAGAAGGCGAAGACACAGAAGGAUUCCAGGGGAAUGAAUAAAGGGUUAAGGGAAGGCUGGUGCUAAGAAAAAUUCUCUCUGUCCAUUGCUUCCCCAGCUCUCGUGCCCCUCCCCGAAGAAGAUUCCUUUUCAGCAAAGAAGACGGUUUUCUCCAGUUGCCUUUUUUGUAUUAAAACAAAUCUCAGAACUGUCUCGCCUCUUGCUUGGUUCUUGGAUGCUUAGGAGGCGGGAUGGAGUCGGCAGUGGGUGGGCGGAGGACGCGACCGGG
Messenger RNA from Phyllostomus discolor (pale spear-nosed bat), 1909 nucleotides. It is a transcript of the gene AQP10, whose product is annotated as aquaporin 10. Lineage: Eukaryota; Metazoa; Chordata; Mammalia; Chiroptera; Phyllostomidae. Gene Ontology annotation, cellular component: basolateral plasma membrane; plasma membrane. Gene Ontology annotation, molecular function: water channel activity; urea transmembrane transporter activity; glycerol channel activity. The record is from RefSeq and is a predicted model, not a curated record. The transcript is spliced from 6 exons. Bases 108 to 989 code for a protein of 293 amino acids. Gene Ontology annotation, biological process: water transport; glycerol transmembrane transport.